ACCUCACACAUCUACACAGCACCUUCUAGUCCAAGGUAUGUCCACCAACACAGAUCUACACAGCACAUCACACAUCUACACAGCACCUUCCAGUCCAAGGUAUGUCCAGCAUCACACAUCUACACAGCACCUUCCAGUCCAAGGUAUGUCCACCAUCACACAUCUACACAUCACCUUCCAGUUCAAGGUAUGUCCACCAUCACACAUCUACACAGCACCUUCCAGUCCAAGGUAUGUUCAGCAUCACACAUCUACACAGCACCUUCCAGUCCAAGGUAUGUCCACCAUCACACAUCUACACAGCACCUUCCAGUCCAAGGUAUGUACCUCACACAUCUACACAGCACCUUCCAGUCCAAGGUAUGUCCACCAUCACACAUCCACACAGCACCUCACACAUCUACACAGCACCUUCCAGUCCAAGGUAUGUCCACCAUCACACAUCCACACAGCACCUUCCAGUCCAAGGUAUGUCCACCAUCACACAUCUACACAGCACCUUCCAGUCCAAGGUAUGUCCACCAUCACACAUCCACACAGCACCUUCCAGUCCAAGGUAUGUCCACCAUCACACAUCCACACAGCACCUCACACAUCUACACAGCACCUUCCAGUCCAAGGCAUGUCCACCAUCACACAUCUACACAGCACCUUCCAGUCCAAGGUAUGUCCACCAUCACACAUCCACACAGCACCUCACACAUCUACACAGCACCUUCCAGUCCAAGGUAUGUCCACCAUCACACAUCCACACAGCACCUUCCAGUCCAAGGUAUGUCCACCAUCACACAUCCACACAGCACCUUCCAGUCCAAGUUAUGUCCACCAUCACACAUCCACACAGCACCUCACACAUCUACACAGCACCUUCCAGUCCAAGGUAUGUCCACCAUCACACAUCUACACAGCACAUCACACAUCUACACAGCACCUUCCAGUCCAAGGUAUGUCCACCAUCACACAUCUACACAGCACCUUCCAGUCCAAGGUAUGUCCACCAUCACACAUCUACACAGCACCUUCCAGUCCAAGGUAUGUCCACCAUCACACAUCUACACAGCACCUUCCAGUCCAAAGUAUGUCCACCAACACAGAUCUACACAGCACCUCACACAUCUACACAGCACCUUCCAGUCCAAGGUAUGUCCACCAUCACACAUCUACACAGCACCUUCCAGUCCAAGGUAUGUCCAGCAUCACACAUCUACACAGCACCUUCCAGUCCAAGGUAUGUCCACCAACACAGAUCUACACAGCACCUCACACAUCUACACAGCACCUUCCAGUCCAAGGUAUGUCCACCAUCACACAUCUACACAGCACCUUCCAGUCCAAGGUAUGUCCACCAUCACACAUCUACACAGCACCUUCCAGUCCAAGGUAUGUCCACCAACACAGAUCUACACAGCACCUCACACAUCUACACAGCACCUUCCAGUCCAAGGUAUGUCCAGCAUCACACAUCUACACAGCACCUUCCAGUCCAAGGUAUGUCCAGCAUCACACAUCUACACAGCACCUUCCAGUCCAAGGUAUGUCCACCAUCACAGAUCUACAGCUCCUCACACAUCUACACAGCACCUUCCAGUCCAAGGUAUGUCCACCAUCACACAUCUACACAGCAACUUCCAGUCCAAGGUAUGUCCACCAACACAGAUCUACACAGCACCUCACACAUCUACACAGCACCUUCCAGUCCAAGGUAUGUCCACCAUCACACAUCUACACAGCACCUUCCAGUCCAAGGUAUGUCCAGCAUCACACAUCUACACAGCACCUUCCAGUCCAAGGUAUGUCCACCAACACAGAUCUACACAGCACCUCACACAUCUACACAGCACCUUCCAGUCCAAGGUAUGUCCACCAACACAGAUCUACACAGCACCUCACACAUCUACACAGCACCUUCCAGUCCAAGGUAUGUCCACCAUCACACAUCUACACAGCACCUUUCAGUCCAAGGUAUGUCCACCAUCACACAUCUACACAGCACCUUCCAGUCCAAGGUAUGUCCACCAUCACACAUCUACACAGCACCUUCCAGUCCAAAGUAUGUACACCAUCACACAUCUACACAGCACGUCAUACCAAAAGACAUUAAGAGGUUAAAACAAGGACUGGUCGGC
This is a messenger RNA of Haliotis rufescens (red abalone), 2126 nucleotides long. RefSeq names its product mucin-6-like. Lineage: Eukaryota; Metazoa; Mollusca; Gastropoda; Lepetellida; Haliotidae. The record is from RefSeq and is a predicted model, not a curated record. Bases 38 to 2101 code for a protein of 687 amino acids. The transcript has 2 exons.